CGCGGGGCUGGGCGCGCUCUGCUGCGCGGUCCGCAGUGGAGGCGGCGCGAACAGCAAGGGGGCGGCGGAUGGCUCUGCGGGGCCUGGCAGCCUCGGGGCCCAGCUCCCGCGGGCCGUUGGACGAGGCCGUGGCUGCGGCCGAGGAGCGCGGGGCGCCGGCCGUGCUGGCGACGGGAGGCGCGCCGGAGGACGAUGAAGAAGAUGAGGGCCGCGGCCGGGGCCUGCUGCGCUGGGACGGCUUCUCGGCCUGGCUGCACUGCGUGUGUGUGGUGGGCUUCGACCUGGAGCUGGGCCAAGCCGUGGAGGUAAUUUAUCCUCAACAUUCCAAACUUACUGAUAAGGAAAAAACCAAUAUUUGCUAUUUGUCUUUUCCAGAUUCAAAUUCAGGUUGUCUUGGAGAUACCCAGUUUUGUUUUAGAUUUCGACAAUCUUCUGGGAGGAGGGUGUCACUGCAUUGUCUCCUGGAUCAUUAUGACAAAGAUUUACCAGUUUACUUAAAGAAGGAUCCUGCUUAUUUUUACGGAUAUGUGUAUUUCCGACAAGUUCGAGAUAAAAGUCUAAAAAGAGGCUACUUCCAGAAGUCCUUGGUUUUGAUCAGCAAACUACCUUACAUUCAUUUUUUUCAUACCAUGCUCAAACAGAUAGCACCAGAGUAUUUUGAAAAGAGCGAACCUUAUCUGGAAGCAGCUUGUAAUGAUGUUGAUCGAUGGCCUGCCCCAGUGCCAGGGAAGACAUUACACCUGCCUAUUAUGGGGGUUGUAAUGAAGGUACGGAUUCCCACAUGUCAUGACAAGCCUGGGACAACUCAAAUAGCACAGUUAACUCAGCAGGCAGACACACAUAUAUCUGUUAUUUUACCUACUGUUCAUGAGGUGGAUCUUUUCAGGUGUUUCUGCCCAGUUUUCCUUCAUAGUCAGAUGCUUUGGGAGCUGGUCCUGUUGGGGGAGCCCCUCGUGGUCAUGGCACCGUCACCAUCAGAGUCGUCAGAGACUGUAUUGGCACUUGUGAACUGUAUUUCUCCAUUAAAGUACUUCAGUGACUUCCGACCUUACUUCACUAUUCAUGAUAGCGAAUUCAAAGAAUAUACUACUCGUACUCAAGCCCCGCCCUCAGUCAUAUUAGGAGUAACCAACCCUUUUUUUGCAAAAACACUCCAGCAUUGGCCACACAUUAUUCGAAUAGGAGACCUUAAACCUGCAGGUGAAAUUCCUAAGCAGGUUAAAGUGAAAAAAUUGAAGAACCUAAAGACUCUGGAUUCUAAACCUGGAGUUUAUACUUCUUAUAAGCCAUAUCUAAAUAGAGAUGAAGAGAUCAUAAAACAAUUACAGAAGGGUGUACAACAGAAACGUCCUUCUGAGGCUCAAAGUGUUAUUCUCCGUCGCUAUUUUUUGGAACUGACACAAAGUUUCAUCAUUCCAUUAGAAAGAUACGUGGCAAGCUUGAUGCCUUUGCAGAAAAGCAUCUCUCCAUGGAAGAGUCCACCCCAAUUAAGACAAUUCCUUCCAGAAGAAUUUAUGAAAACACUUGAGAAAACAGGACCUCAGCUGACCUCUAGAAUAAAAGGCGAUUGGAUUGGACUUUACCGGCAUUUUCUAAAAUCUCCGAAUUUUGAUGGUUGGUUCAAGACCCGGCGGAAGGAAAUGACCCAGAAAUUGGAGGCACUCCAUUUAGAAGUUCUUUGUGAAGAGGACUUACUUCUCUGGACCCAGAAACACACAGAGGUAGAAACAGUUGACCUUGUAUUGAAGCUAAAAAACAAGCUGUUGCAGGCUGAUCGAGAACAUUUACCUGUGAAACCUGACACUAUGGAAAAGUUACGGACACACAUAGAUGCAAUUAUCUUAGCGUUGCCAGAGGACCUACAAGGCAUACUGCUCAAAACGGGCAUGACAUGAUAUUUGCCAGGAUUUUCCAGCCAAAAAGGAUUGUGCACCAUGAAGCAUACUGACAUUUCAACCCGACGCGCAAAAGAGAUGUCUCAGCGUGGAAAAUAGCCGUGAAUGCUAGCUACAGGGUGGAAAGACUAUACUGACUAAACAGACCUUCUUAGUGCAUUAUUUUUAAAAAUGGACAUCUGUGGUGGUUCCACUUUAAUAUUGAAACACCGAGAGGCAUUUCUAUAUUUUUAAUCAUGUUCUAAAGUGCUCUUAUGAGAGACCUGUGGGGCCAUCAGUAUAAGUGAUUCCAAACUGCAGUGCUGGCACUGCAGAUAUUUUUUUAAAUUGGUGCUGCUUUGCCCAAUCAUGUUAAAACUCAGGGGGAUAUAUAAAAAUAACAUUCACACUGGCUCUCUUCUUAAGAAGAAGGAAAAUACUGAACUGUCCAACUGUAGUUAGAAGUGAUUAAUGCUUUUGUAGUGCCUUCUGUUGUCCUACAUGUUUCACAAAGCCCAGCUGCUACUCUUGAAGCUUUUUCUUGAUUAUGAUACAUAAUUUUAUAAGGCAUUCUUCUGAGUAAUCAUUGCUUAAAAAUACAUUUCUUGCCUCCCAUCAUGUUUGUUGUUAGUGCCCUGGUGGGUGAUUUUUUUCAGUGGUCAUGUAAGUUUCAUUUCAGUAUAUUCUAUUACCAUUUCAAAUUUAAUCUUACCACUUUCUCCAAAGGCAAGAAAGCAUCUGGCAUUAAUUAUGGAAGGGUUUAUUUCCUCUUAUCAUUUACUGGUUGGACCUGUUUAAGUUAAUUAGCUUGUAUGUUUUUCAGAGACACUCUAAUUGUAAAACUCAUAAUCAGCUAUUUUUAAAACUGAACUAUUCUUAUUUCAAAGGUAUUCAUAAACCUUUUAUGUUAUAGUCAUUUGGGUGAUUAUAAGAUUAAUUUUCAGCAUUAUUUGUUUAGUAUGGAACUUUUUUCCCCCCAAAUUCAUAUUUCUCUGAACACUUUCCCUACUGUUGUUAGACAUGGGGAAUUUUGCCUAAAUUGCUGUUAGAGCUAGUUUGUUGUUGUUGUUGUUGUUGUUGUGUGUUUUUGUUUUGUUUUGUUUAAACUGUGCUACCUUGCCAAAAAUAGAAGAUUGUGGUUUGGUAGAGUACAGUUGUUUGGUUUGUGUUUGAGUAGGAGUGUCCUCCAGAAGCCACUAUUUAAAAUAGCCACACAUGACAUAGCACAUAUGUAAAUAGCUGUGUCUUGAAUUACCCUCUAAGUAACCAAAUUUAGUUGUUAUGUGUUUGUAAUAGAAAUGACUUCAGAAGCUAUCUCUUGUUUUCUGUUAAUGCAACUCUUAAGGGCACUUCUGACCCAGAAAGCCUCCUUGUGUUUGUAACUGUGGUCUUAUACCCAAAUGUGCCCUUUUCUCAUGGAUACAGUCUCUUGAAGCAUACCUCAAAGUCAUAGAGAGAAUAUGGCAUUUGAAAGAAAUCAUUUGCCUUGGAUCCAUAUGAGUUAUUUUGUGAAACAACAUUGUCUUUAUGGAAAAGGGGCAACUACUUUUAUAUGCUAAAGUAUUUCAUAUCUUUCUGGGAAACCUUAUUUAGGUAUAAAUCGUCAUCUUAUUAUUUUUCAAAAAGGGGUAUUUUAAUAAUCUUACAAUUUAUAUACAGUUUGUGGCCAGAAUUUGGAAGUCCUUAGUGUCAUAUCAAGGAUCUUUUAAAUUAUACCACUACAGGAUGUAUCAUUUCAAGUUUAUUUUGCACAGCUAAUGAGUAACAAAGGAUGCCAAGUAGCACAAUAACAGUAUCUUCAUAUUUAACUAAAACCUAACACAUGUUGAAAACCAUUAUCAUACUUACCUGGUUUAUUAAUUUCAAAUUAUGUAUUUGUAAAAAUAACUUAAAAUUGGAUUGGGAACCUGAGAAAGACUGACUAGUAACAAUUUUUUGUGUGAUUUUCAGUGUUGUCUUUUUUUUUUUUUUUUUUUUUUUUGAGGAGACAUUGUUAAGAUCUAAAACCUACCGUUUAAUGUUUAUCUCCACCAGCAUCAGAAGGAAUCACUGCUUUCAGGGUGUUAUGUAAUGCCUAGUGCCUUCUGUUUUCAGUGGAAAAGAGGUUUUAUGAAGGCAUUUAUGGCCAUUACUGAAAAGUGAAUUAAAGGCCUUGGAUUUUAAAGCACUUGGAUAUCUUGUGUUAUUUCUGAGUAAGGUUGGAAUGCUUGAAAAAACACAUAAUAAAUGAAACUUGUGCAUUA
Messenger RNA from Neofelis nebulosa (Clouded leopard), 4117 nucleotides. It is a transcript of the gene DENND6A, whose product is annotated as DENN domain containing 6A. The record is from RefSeq and is a predicted model, not a curated record. NCBI's taxonomy places the organism in Eukaryota, Metazoa, Chordata, Mammalia, Carnivora, Felidae. Bases 69 to 1895 code for a protein of 608 amino acids. Gene Ontology annotation, molecular function: guanyl-nucleotide exchange factor activity. Gene Ontology annotation, cellular component: recycling endosome. The transcript has 20 exons.